UCACUUGGGUGGAAAUAAGCAAUAUUCAUUUUAACGUAAUCAUCGCGAUAUAUCAAGUUCCCAUACUAGGACUAGGCAUUAUUAAACAGUUCAUAGCCAGCUGUCAAAGUUGUCAAAAAGACCGACCAAUAGGAAUUGACGAUACUUAAUUUCGGGAGCCAAUCAGCGUUCUUUGCUUUUCCAGGUCCUACCUGGCUAGCUCUCUCUGGCUGGGGCUCUGCAGAAUAUCUGUAAAAGCAGGACUAUUCCUUUAAACAUGUUCCUCCAGGGAUUUCAGGCCGAAUCAAACACCAAAACUGCUUCUUAUUUCAUCUAGCGGCAGGUUACAUUUACAAUUAUGGAGGUUUAAGAGGGUAAAGCGUUUUGGGGGGAAGGGGUCUUUCCCCUCAAACUGGAUGGACUGAUUGAUGGACUUUUGAGGUGGUUUCUGAGUUUUGCUGCCUUUUGCACACCAAGCUAGACUAGAGGACUAUUACAAAGAAAGUAUUUUUGCAAAACUGAGAAUAUAUGUUUGUAAAAUUUUGUACAGAAAGAAAAAUAGCCAAAUAUUUAUCAGUUAAUGAUGCCACUGAUGUUUUUUCCAGCACUGUGUUGUGUGGGUCACGUUGUUGAUAUGGUGGACUGAGGCAAGGUUUACAUUCACCCGGGGGUUGCUAGGGUGCGGUGGAAACCCAACACUUGCACAAUUCUAGCACCCCAAACUUUGAACAGAGGGCCCUUUUUGUUUAAUGUUGUCUUUUUUUCUUCUUCUUCUUUUCUUCCAAGUGUGGCUACGUUUACUUUUUUUCCCGUCAGAUUUUCAUUUUGAUUCUCACCAAAGCUUGUGGGUGAGCUGGUAAAACUGUGGUGAAGUAGGGCAGAUUUUUAUUUGCUGGGGGGAAAAGAGUGCAGUGAGGUGUUCUGAGUAAGGGAGUAAGAUGAGUUUGGUAACUCCAGACUGCACACCAAAAUGCCAUUCACCACGUCAUGCCGAGGUGAUAGUGGCUGCUCUGACCAGUGGCUCAGAAGGACAGCUAAAGACCUUCCUGUCAUCUUACUGCCAUAAUGCUGCCACUCUGAAGGAUGAGUUUGGCCGCACAGCACUCCAUCUCUCUGCUUCCCUGGGAAAACGGGCCUUGCUUGAAUGGCUUCUGGACAGCAAGAGUGCUGAGCUGUUGUUGAAGGAUAAGGAGUCAGGCUGGACGGCUCUUCAUCGCAGUAUUUUCUAUGGACAUGUUCACUGUCUUAUGGCCCUCGUCAAGCGUGGUGGUUCACUCUCCAUUCUGGAUAAGGAGGGACUCUCCGUUUUGGAUCUAACCAUGAAGGACCGCCCAGCUCAUGUUGUGUUUCAGAGUAGUGAUCCCACUGAGGUGUACACCUGGGGUAACAAUACUAACUUCAGCCUUGGACAUGGAAACCAGGAGAGCAGACACAAUCCUGAGAUUGUGGACCUGUUUGCACGAACUGGAGUUUAUAUUAAGCAGGUGGUUGUGUGCAAGUUCCACUCUGUCUUUCUUUCCCAGAAGGGUCAAGUUUACACUUGCGGUCAUGGACAGGGAGGACGUCUUGGACAUGGGGAUGAACAGACGUACUUGGUUCCCCGUAUGGUGGAGGGACUGGUCUCCCAUCACUGCUCGCAGGUUGCUGCAGCAAGAGAUCACACAGUGGUUCUGACUGAGGAGGGUUAUGUUUAUACUUUUGGUCUCAACACCUACCACCAGCUGGGCCUGACACCUCCGGCUGCCAGCCAAGUGCCCAAACAGGUGACAUCUAAGUGUUUGAAAGGAAAGAAUGUGGUUGGUGUUGCUGCUGGAAGGUUUCACACAGUUCUGUGGACGAGAGAUGCAGUCUACACUGUGGGACUGAAUGGAGGACAGCUGGGCUACCUGCUUGACCCAAAUGGGGAGAAGUGUGUGACUGUGCCUCGGCAGGUAUCUGCUCUACACCACAAGGAUGCUACCAUCGCCAUGGUUGCAGCCAGUAACGGGGCUACUGUGUGUUUAUCUGAAAAAGGGGAUAUCUAUUUGCUUACUGAAUACCAGUGCAAGAAGUUGGCCUCUAAGCAGCUAAACAUCAAGAAGGUUCUUGUAACUGGUGGCACUUUGGACCAUCGGGUAGACCCCCACCUCCUAAACGAGAGUGGUGGAGAAAAGAUAUCCAUCUUGGCCCUGGAUGAGAUCGGCAGGGUGUUCUGUUGGCGCGCUGUGGGUACUUCUUUAAGACAGUGCAGGUGGGCCUAUGGGCGACAAGUUUUCAUGUCGGACAUCGCCAUUGGCAAGAACAAAAUGAUGUUCAUAACGCAGGAUGGAGAGGGCUUUAGUGGCCAGUGGCUUGGUGAAUACAAGAAGGGUAUGGAUAAAAAAGAGGUGUGCGCUCAUUCUGACAGUGGAAGUCUGUAUGAGCGGAUUCGACUGGAAAGGUUACCCUACAUUCAUCGAGCUGUUAGCAUUACUAUGGACUCUAAGGGCCGGAACUAUGGGGUGCUCCAGUCUGAUCCCAAAACCAGCAUGUAUGAAGUCCCUAAUGUUUCAGCCUCCUUAUUCACCCGGCACUUCCAGCAGCUCAUGGUUGAAGCUGAUGAGACAGACAGCAUUCAUGAUGUCACCCUUCAGGCUGGUGAUCGUGUCUUUCCAGCUCACAAGUACAUUCUGUCUAUGCGUUCCGAGUUUUUUCGCAAGCAACUCCUGCCAGAGGCUGGCCAGCGAGAUGAGGAUGGUGGGGAGGUGAGGAGAAGCAUGGACGCUGUGGGCUGUGACCUUCUGGUGCUGGAAAUGAUCUCACCUGAUUUGCUAGAGCAAGCAUUGCAUUUCAUCUAUACAGACUCGUGUGAGAUGCUGGUGCAUGGUGCAAGGCCAACAAUCUCAAGCCUUAGCCAUGGCCCUGGGCAGAAGCAGGAGCAGCAGCAGAUAAUCUGUAACCUGCAGGAUCUGAAUGUCAGUGGACGCUCUGCUCUGGAAAUCUACCGAUCCCUGCCUGCCUCAGUUCACGGCCAGGAAGAAAAGCCAAAGAGCAAAAGUGCCAAAUCGGGGAAGAAGGACAAAAGUGGCAGUGCUAAUGAAACUAUCCACAAUCCUGUGAAAAUGCUGCAAGGAUUAGCCAAGAAACUGGGUUUGGGUAGUCUCUCUGCAAGGCUCGAUGGAGUAAAGUAUGAAAAUGGGCAAAUCAAUGUGUUGCAAAAGAAGAGUGGCAACAGACCAAAAUUCUGCCUAAAGAAAUGCCCCUACCUCUGUGACGUCACCUUGAGGUCUGAGGAUGGGAAGGAGUUCCCCUGUCACAAAUGCAUUCUGUGUGCCCGACUGGAGUAUUUUAACAGUAUGUUGGGAAAUCCCUGGAUUGAGUCUACUAGCUGUACUGGACUAGAGAUGCCAACCAGUGCCAAGGUCUUGCAGGUCAUACUGGAGUACAUCUACACAGACGAUUCUCCCACUAUCAGAGAGUCUCUGAGUGUGGAGUUUGCAUGCAGUGUCCUGGUAGUGGCUGAUCAGCUGCUCAUCACUCGGUUGAAGGAGAUAUGUGAAGUGGCCAUUACUGAAAACCUUACUCUGAAGAAUGCUGGAGAGCUACUGGAGUUUGCUGUAAUGUACAAUGCUGAGCAGCUUAAACUCUCCUGCCUUCAGUUUAUUGGUCUCAACAUGGCUUCCUUGCUGGAGUUAAAGGCCCUGGAGAUCUUGAGUGAUGAUGUGUUAUUGGAGCUGUCUGAAUCAUAUAGGAAAAUGAUUCCAGCCAUGCAGAGACGACAUAUCACGCCCUACCUCAGUGCCCCUGAUCUGAGUGCCUAUGAAGACAUGAGCCUCGAUUCGACCACCAGCUGUAAAACCAGCCCUGAACAGGAGCAUUCAUACAAUGAUGGUCUGAUGAAGAAAACUAAGGUCAAGUCUAAGAAGAAACCACGUCGCCGCUUGGAUAGCUCAGGAGGAUACAACCUAUCAGAUAUCAUCCAGAGUUCACCCACUGAAGUCAUUCAGAGUCCACCCUCUGUUGGUUUGGUAGACUCCAGGAAAGCUUGCUCAGUGGAAUCUCUGCACGAGCUGAUCACAUCUGAUUCUGAGGGCAGUUAUAUUGGAGUGGGCAGCCCUCGAGACCUUCAGUCACCAGUCUUUCAGGACAGACCCUAUGUUCAGGAAAAGUCAGAGCAUGUUGCCUGCAAGACCCCUCCCAGCACUCCAAACUGGAAGAAAGGAUCUUUGCCAGUUAAGUGCUCCUCUCCUGCACCCAUCCCAAGGGCUAAAGCAAGUCCAUCUUGCCCGGCACCUGUUCUGGAUCUCAGGGCCAUUAUGGAGAUGGAGGCCAACUCGCUGAACCUUGGAGCCACUCCAAAAAGCCCUGGCUUCUCUGGAAACAGCAGUAAACCUUCGAUCAUCCCCACUAAAUUGUCUCAGAAGCAGAGGAAGAUGAUGGCUAUGGCUACAAGAGAGUCCAGUGUUGAUGGAUCAUCUGCCAAGUCUCCCCCUGGAGUUGCUUUAGUUAAGCCUGCAAAGGGCUGGGCAACAGCGGUACAGUCCCCUCCUUCAUCACUGUCUUUUCGAGAUUUGUUAAUGGAGGAGGAGCAGCGUGAUAAAUCAUCUGCAACUCUUGCAGUGGGUACCGGGAGUCCGGCGAGUACUUUUGGCACAGCCACUUGUGCCAAAAAAGUGACCUUUAAGUCUGCUGAUCCUGGCAGUGCUGGCAAACCUGCAGGGCCAUGGGUGCUUGGACAAGUGGGCAGUCCACUGGCUGCUACUGCAAUCACCUUUGCAUCCAUUGUUGAAGAGGAGAAGCAGCAGGAAGCUGCACUAAUCCGCAGUCGGGAAAAGCCUCUGGCACAGAUACAGAUUGAGGAGCGAGCAAUUCAGGACUUGCUGGUACACUACAGUGCUUUAAACAACCCAGAUGAACUCAUCAUAGUGGAGAGAUCUGCCCAGGGCCCUAUCGCCACCCCUACCUGGAACAAACAUUCAAAUUAGCCCACAUACCGCCUGUCUCUUAAUUGUCAGCUACACCACUUUGUGUUUUUCAGGCCAUUAUAAUGUGUACCUUGGCUGUAAAACUGGAUCAGUAGGUUUUCUUUUUCCUUGUCUUGCUUUAAUGUUCGAAAGCUUUAUCUUUUUGCUAAUAAUUAUUAAAUCUAAUGAAGAAAGACUGAAACGGUCAUGUAAUUGUGGACUAUAAAUUUGGAGACCGAAAGAUUGUGCUGCCGUAUUAUCCCUUACAUAUAUCACAGUUUACAAUGAUGUGUAAUUGGUUAUUAGAAAUUUGUUUUUUGUUUUCUUGCUAAGCAUACAUAGACACUGCGCUUCAAGGUUGUUACAAGACAGUGUGAAUGUUAACUAAAGCCUUUAAAGUGUUUGUUUUUAGGGGUUUUUGUGGUGAUCAUUAUGGGGCAGUUUAUCCUGGAAGUGGCAUGCAAUAAAUAAAGAACUUGUGCACUAGUA
This is a messenger RNA of Clarias gariepinus (North African catfish), 5390 nucleotides long. RefSeq names its product inhibitor of Bruton agammaglobulinemia tyrosine kinase (gene ibtk). NCBI's taxonomy places the organism in Eukaryota, Metazoa, Chordata, Actinopteri, Siluriformes, Clariidae. The coding region runs from base 918 to 4922 and encodes 1334 amino acids. Gene Ontology annotation, molecular function: protein kinase binding; protein tyrosine kinase inhibitor activity. Gene Ontology annotation, cellular component: cytoplasm; nucleoplasm. The transcript has 28 exons. The record is from RefSeq and is a predicted model, not a curated record. Gene Ontology annotation, biological process: negative regulation of protein phosphorylation.